Molecule: messenger RNA, 1503 nt
Organism: Trichophyton benhamiae CBS 112371
Lineage: Eukaryota; Fungi; Ascomycota; Eurotiomycetes; Onygenales; Arthrodermataceae
Exons: 4
Coding region: 1-1503 (500 amino acids)
Biological process (GO): proteolysis
Molecular function (GO): serine-type endopeptidase activity
Source: RefSeq, a predicted model, not a curated record
AUGAAACCCAACAAUGGUACAAGGAACUAUAUUCCAGACUCCUACAUCGUGCUUCUGAAAAGGGAUAUCUCCCAUGAUGACUUUGAAUUGCAUAAAAGAUGGGCCAGCGACGUUCACAAGAGGGACGUGGCUAAACGAGGUAUCUCAUUUUCUGGAAUUGGGCAUUCCUGGGCUACGGGCUCUUUUAGGGGAUACAGCGGGGUCUUCAGCCGCGACACCAUCGAAGAAAUAAUGAAGCAUGAACACGUUGCACACGUCGAGCGAGACCAAAUAGGUACAUCCCAGGGCUGGGUCACGCAGUCGGGUGCUCCAAACUGGGGACUUGGGCGGCUUUCAAACAACAGUCCAGGAAACACCGAUUACACCUACGAUGAGAAUGCCGGUGGAAAUGGAGUCGUCUAUGUUAUCGAUUCCGGCAUCGACACCAUGCACCCAGAGUUUCAGGGACGCGCAACUUGGGGUGCAAACUUCAUUGACAAAAACAAUGUCGAUUGCUGGAACCAUGGAACGCACUGCGCAGGUAUCAUUGGAAGUGCGACUUUUGGUGUUGCAAAGCUCACAGCACUGAUUGCCGUCAAGGUACUGGAUUGCAACGGCCAAGGGCCUUACAGUGCUUUUGUUGCUGGGCUCCAUUGGGCUACGAAGCACGCCCAAGACAAUGGCUUUAUCGGCAGAGCGAUUAUCAACUUUAGUCUUGGUGGUGAUAACUCGCCUGCGGUAAAUCAGGCACUGGAGGAGGCCCAGAGAGCUGGUAUCUUUGUCUCAGCAGCUGCUGGAAACUUCGGCUCUGACGCCGGGAGCAUCACACCCGGUGGCGCUGGCCUAAUCUGUGUUAUUGGCAAUUCGGACGAUCGCGACUAUAGAUGGACUGGGCAAGGUCCAUCGAACUUUGGAGCCAGAGUUGAUAUCUUUGCCCCUGGCACUAACAUCCUGUCUACCAUCCCUGGGGGCGGCAGUGGUGUGAUGACGGGCACCUCCAUGGCUGCUCCUCACGUUGCUGGCCAGGCUGCUAUCCUAGCAUCUAUAUCUGGCAGCGGCUUUGAUCUGGGGGCUGCAUGCGCCUUCUUCAAGAACAGUGCAUCUGCGUCUGUCAAGAAUCCUGGGCCCAACACCACCAACAAGCUACUUGUCAACGGAGCCAACGGGACUAAAGGUCCAAAGCAGGGUGAGAACAAGCCGAACAAACCCCCAGGUCAGGACGAACAACCAGGCCAGAACAAACCCCCAAGUCAGAACCCGCCUCCAGGCCAGAACCCGCCUCCAGGUCAGAACCCGCCUCCAGAACAACCAGCUCCAAGCCCACCUGCAAAUCCAGGCGAUGAGCCAAAUCCAGAUGGUCAACCAUAUCCAGGUGAUCAACCAAACCCGGGCGAUUCAGGCCCGUCGUGGUGGAUGCCAUCCGGCGGCCUCCAACCGCCAGCGUGGUGGAACAGACGACCUUCAUUUGGGGGCUGGAAUCGGCCAAUGUGGUGGAACAGGCCUCUCUCUGUGUGGAAACUGUGA